Molecule: messenger RNA, 1197 nt
Organism: Suillus fuscotomentosus
Lineage: Eukaryota; Fungi; Basidiomycota; Agaricomycetes; Boletales; Suillaceae
Product: ferritin-like domain-containing protein
Exons: 5
Coding region: 172-1053 (293 amino acids)
Source: RefSeq, a predicted model, not a curated record
UCCAAAAUUCGCCGUCAUGGAUUAUAGCCAAGAGGCUGACAUGGGCUGACAUGCCUGCUAGUACACAUAUAAAGUAUUCUUUGUGAGCCGCUUCUCUCUUCUUCUUUGGACGAUACCCACAUUUUUUCAGCAUAACCAUACUGUAUACCCUUGUAUUAUUAACGUUUCACGAUGAGGGCCAUAUUGACGUUUCUCGCCCUUGUCAUCCUUUCCUCUUCCGUUCUCUCCCUUCCCUCAGAGCGGCGUGACGGCGAUAGCGCACUGACGGAGAUCCAAGCUCUAAAUUUUGCUCUCUCCCUCGAACACCUCCAGUACUACUUCUACAAACGGCUGUACCAAUAUGAGCCGCAGGACUUCUCCAAUGCUGGUCUACCGCCCUGGUCGCAGGGGAGAUACGCACAGAUAUCCUCCCAUGAGCUUACGCAUGCUCAGUUCCUUGAGAAUAUCCUGGGUGACAAUGCUGUUCAGCCAUGCACAUAUAACUUCCCAGACUCCGAUCCGAGAUCAUUCGUGAAGACCAGCAACAUUGUGGAAGCAAUAACAUCCUCUACGUAUACAACUCUCGCGAAGUAUCUCUCCGAUCCUGACUAUGUCAUUUCUAUCAGCUCUAUUCACUCCGUGGAAGCAAAACACUCAGCGUGGAUCAACGCGGACAUGCGUGAAGGUGCUGCUUGGAGCACAGCAUUUGAUGCGCCACUGAGUCUGAGUCAACUAUACACGAUGAUGAGUGGCUUCAUCGUAUCCUGCCCAUCCUCCAAUUCGCUGCCGCCGAUCAAAGUAUUCCCCUCACUCACGUUUCCCUCCUACGUUAUCCCAGGGCAGACUGUACAAGUGUCGUUUUCGCCCGCAGCUCCGGACCGCGAUUCACAGACGUUGUACGCCUGGUUCAUCUCAGGGUUCAAAGCGCUCGUUGUACCUCUCAACGCUGAUAUGACGGUCACCAUCCCGGACACGCUGCAGGGUUUUGUGUUCUUCGGUAAUCACGAACAACAGGGAGAGCGUGUCCGACGAUGCUACAGUUGCUGGGCCGGCGUUCUUAGUCUUCGAUUAUGACUACCAAGGAAACGAUCAGUCGCUACCCAUGUGAAGGAAUCAAUGAUUUCUGAUUUUAUCGACUUGUACAUUUAUUGUCGAAAACUACUUCAAUUUUCUCCACUGUCAGUAUCGGGAUGCUGGGGCUCCAGUUUCUCCGCCUAA